GUCAGCAAUUGCACUUUCCAAUACUUCAAACUUCGGAUCCACGUCUCCCAAACAAAAAUUGUUAAAAAUAUAGCAUCUUUCUUCUUUCUUUCUACUUUCCUUUUCUAAAAAUCUUCUAGCAGGCAAUACCUUGCAGGUUUUCUUCACUUCAGACGAUGCUUGAAGCUACAAAUGACGAGUAUCAUGCAAUGAACCUGGUCACUUCGACGUUAUCCUCAUGAUAACCGUUUCUUUUGGCAGCCGCUACGACUGACGUUCUUAGAUUGCUAUUCUGAGAACCCCCAAUCGAAUAGAUAAGUCCACCAAGUCCACAUCCCGUACAAAUGGGGACGCCGCGGCUCCGCUAUCGUCGCUCUCAAUGUAGACCAGUGGUCAAUCUCAGCCUGAAACUUGUGGAUCAUUGAAUCUAUAUGAAUAUUGAUGAGAAAAGCUUGGAGCAAGGCACAUGGGAUACAGCGAUGGGUGUUGAUUUUGGGAGUUAUUUCCACUUUUUUCCCUUCUGUUAAGUAUUGAUCGAUUGUGCAGUGAUGGGAACCUUUUUCUUCUCACCGUACAUUCAUCAAUAUUCUUUUCUACCUACCUCCUUUUCUCUUCUCAAUCCAUCUUCGGCACAUCGCUGGCGAGUCCGUUAAGACUUUUCUUCGAUUCCUUAGAAUUCCAUUCUCUUUAUUGUUUUAUUGUUUGCUGCGUAUACUUGGAAUCAUUCGGUUGAUUCGAUUGAAGUUUGAUACUUUGUUUCCUUUUAUUUUAUUUGUUAAGAAAAUCCAUCUGUUAUUCUGUCAAAAUGGUUGGAUGGGGUGUUCUUCAGGAUCCUAGGUAUCCAAACAUUCCUGGAACUGUAAAUCUUGGUGAAAAUACUGCUGGAGCUGACGGUUCAUCAAAAGAAGGGAAUUGGGAUUAUGUUGAGCCAAAGAAGAGGGGUGAGAUCGUUCUCAAUCCUCAGCCUUCUGAAAGUCCUAAUGAUCCUCUCAAUUGGACUACUGCUACAAAAAUGGCCAUUCUUCUCAUCUUAGCCUUGACUGCUGGUGUCACUGUCUCUCUCGGUCCAAUGAUUACUACCGGUUCUGAAGAUAUAGCAACAGCUUUCGAUGUCUCUACAGAUCAAGUCUCCUUUAACAUUGUCGGAAUUAUGCAACUUACAACGGGUUCCGGUACAUUCUUUACUGCCGCAGCAGCAGCAGUAUGGGGAAAGCGUCCAGUUUUCAUCAUAUCUACUAUUGGAUUGUUAGCUACCAAUAUCUGGGGUUUCUUUUCCAAUAGUUUCAUGUCACUUUCCAUAAUGCGAGCCGUUCAAGGAUUCUGUGCUUCUCCCCUCGAGACACUCGUCAGCGCUACGGUUUCCGAGAUUUUCUUUGUGCAUGAAAAGGGUAAGAUGUUGAGUAUAUGGAAUUUGUUCGUUAUGGGUGGUGUCAAGCUUGGUCAACUCAUCGCAAGUUUCAUUAUCCAAUCCUUAGGAUUCAAAUUUACUUUUGGAAUCUGCGCUUGCAUAUACGCCCUGAUCAUCCCCGCCAUGUAUUUCUUCGUACCCGAAACUCUCUACAUUCCUCAAACCGAUCCCCCUACCCAACUCAUCGUCGAUAAAACCGAAGGUCGAGUCUACGAAAUUGUCCUACCAGAUAUGAAAAAAUCCUUCACAGAACGCCUUUCCAUCUUCAACGGUCGCAUCUCACAAGCUAGCUUCUGGGCACUCGCAGCCAAACCAAUCCCGCUCGUUACUUUCCCCGCCGUCAUAUUCAGUGCCUUUACUUACUCAUUCUACGCCGCCGGAUUAACCCUGAUUGCUUUACUUCAAGACACCGUAUUCAGCGCGCCUCCAUACAACCUCUCCACUUCGGCCAUCGGACUUACCAAUCUUCCCCUCUUCGGCGUUGGACUCGUCGGCACCUUGGUUUCCGGAUACUGCGCCGAUUUCGUCGUCCAAUGGAUGACACGCCACAACAAUGGUGUUUACGAACCCGAAUUCCGUCUCGUGCUUAUGUUUGUCGCGGCUUCUUUGUCCACUGUUGCAUAUAUUGGGUUUGGAUAUUCCGUGGCAGCAGGCGCAUCCAUCUAUGUCCCAAUUGCCUUUUUGGGCGUUCAGACUUUUGCAGUUCCCUUUGCGACGAGCAGUAUGUUUACAUAUGUUAUGGAUUGUCAUAAUCGCUUGGCACCACAAGCGUUCGUUACGAUGAAUUUUAUCAAGGCAGUUUUGUCGUUGGUUAUGAGUGAUUUUGUUAACGGAUGGUUUGAAGCAAGUGGUGCAAAGAGUGUUUUCACCACUGUGGCAAUUGCCAACCUUGCAGUUUCCGCAUUUGCGAUUCCCAUGUAUAUUUUUGGAAAGAGAUUGAGGAGUAAAGUUGCUAGAAGUGCUUUCCAUCAAAAAUUCUAGAUUUUUCGAAUAUUUUCCUCACAAUACACCUCAAAGAAUAUGUUUCAUUCGUUCUUCAACAUCACUUUAGCAAGCGGGAAUUGACAGUAUGGCGCAUGGGGAUUUUACUUGGAAGAAUGAAUUUCACACGGAUGGAAAGGUAACGCCGGACGUUGGGUUAUGAAUAUAUGUACAUCAGGGGAUGGAGUUCAAAAGGGUAUUGAUAUCACUACCUAUCCUCAAUCAUUCUUUUUAACAAUGUACAUACAAUACACUACACUUAGGAAUAGACCGUCAUUGCAUGACAAGAAAAUAGAACAACCCAGAACAUUCAAUUAAAUGAAUUGGAAUGUCA
Messenger RNA from Botrytis cinerea B05.10, 2702 nucleotides. RefSeq lists its product as hypothetical. Gene Ontology annotation, biological process: transmembrane transport. Gene Ontology annotation, molecular function: transmembrane transporter activity. The record is from RefSeq and is a predicted model, not a curated record. Lineage: Eukaryota; Fungi; Ascomycota; Leotiomycetes; Helotiales; Sclerotiniaceae. The transcript is spliced from 5 exons. Bases 785 to 2368 code for a protein of 527 amino acids.